GGCAGUUUAUUUCACUUUUAAGUAAAAGAAUCUGCCAGUGGAACUACAACCUUUUCAUCAGUAUUAAGUAGUUAUUGGCUUAGAAAAAGCUCCUAUUUUGCUGAAAAGCCACUUCUAAAUCAGUUUUGUUUUAUUUUAAGUGUAUGAAGAUAUUUUAACUAAAACUAGGCCAAAAACUCUUGUUGAGACGUGUUUUUGCAGUGUACGGCCUUUCGGCUGUAAAGAGCCUCUUUGUGGCCCUGUAAGCCGAUAGCAGAGAGUCCUGAGAGUCCCCAGGUCCUUCCUCUCCUCCUAGUGAUGUCACCUCCAUCCCAGACUCCUCCCCUGCUCCAACCCACUGGUAUAAAACGGAUACUUUACCAGUCCAGGUAACAGAUCAUCACACACACACUCACUAACACUAACUGGGCGACAUCAGCAGCCAGUAUGUCUAUAGGACUGGAGCUGAUUGGCAUCUCCCUGUGCAUCCUGGGAUGGAUCAUCGCCAUCGUGGCGUGCGCCCUGCCCAUGUGGCGGGUGACGGCGUUCAUCGGCAGCAACAUCGUGACGGCGCAGAUCAUCUGGGAGGGCCUGUGGAUGAGCUGCGUGGUGCAGAGCACCGGCCAGAUGCAGUGCAAGGUGUACGACUCCAUGCUGGCGCUGUCGCCGGACCUCCAGGCGGCCCGCGCGCUCACCGUCAUCUCCAUCCUGCUGGCCAUCCUGGCCGUGCUGGUGGCCAUCGCCGGGGCAAAGUGCACCAACUGCAUCGAGGACGAGGCCUCCAAGGCCAAGGUGAUCAUCGUAUCCGGGGUGCUAUUCAUCGUUUCUGGCGCCAUGGAGCUCAUCCCCGUUUCCUGGUCGGCCCACACCAUCAUCAGGGACUUCUACAACCCGCUGCUGACCGACGCCCAGCGGCGGGAGCUGGGGGCGGCGCUGUACGUCGGCUGGGGCGCCGCUGCUCUCCUGGUGCUCGGAGGAGGACUUCUCUGCUGCUCCUGUCCGCCUCGGGAGACACGGUACAACAGCUCCAGGAUGGCGUACUCAGCCCGGUCCGUGGGCGGCCCGGUUUUAGAGAGGAAGGACUACGUAUGAGAGCAGGUCAAACAUGACCGGAUCCCACAGGAACACUGAGUCCGGAGGGGAAGGGACUUGAAGAAAACAAGAGUUUCACUGCAAAAACAAAACUUUACCAAGAGUUUUUUCUGCAAAUAUCCUCCUGA
This is a messenger RNA of Poecilia latipinna (sailfin molly), 1199 nucleotides long. Its product is annotated as claudin-3-like. The transcript has a single exon. Bases 427 to 1071 code for a protein of 214 amino acids. Gene Ontology annotation, molecular function: structural molecule activity. The record is from RefSeq and is a predicted model, not a curated record. Lineage: Eukaryota; Metazoa; Chordata; Actinopteri; Cyprinodontiformes; Poeciliidae. Gene Ontology annotation, cellular component: bicellular tight junction; membrane.